AUGAAUCACCUUUCUCUGUUUUCCUUGAGGUUACUGGCUUUUACUUCAGUUUCCAACCUUGCAUCUGAAUCCUGGACCAUUCCAUUUUCAGAUUUCUCAUGUGACUUUUGGGACAAUCGUUCAACAAAUCAUUCAGAAGCUGGUCAUCUUGUGCUGCUCACCUUGAAUGGACUUUUCUGCAAAGCCAGAAAAUUAAUUUGCCUUAAUGGUAAUGAAAGGGAUAAUCUUUUAAGUUUUGUUCUUUCUUACGUAUGUGUCGCGUGUGCAUGUAUGCUCACUUUAUAUUCAAAACAAUCAUUGCAAGUCAUUUCCCAAAGAAGUUCUUGGGGCCCAAUACUGCAGUGCCACCGCAGGAUGGAGGAACCUUUGUGGAAUCCCUGUCAGAUGGUGAACUUUGUCCCUGGGUGA
Podarcis lilfordi (Lilford's wall lizard) is the source of this 408-nucleotide messenger RNA. Lineage: Eukaryota; Metazoa; Chordata; Lepidosauria; Squamata; Lacertidae. The record is from the annotation of a GenBank genome assembly.